CAUAUGACAUGUAAGAAAUUAGUAGGAACAUACUGUUAAAAUGGGAACGUAUACAAAGUUUGGAUUUAACAGAGAGUCCGUUUUCAACAAAAAUAAUAAAAAGAUCCGGUUGCGCUGACAGGAAGCAAGGAGAGACUCAUGGCGCCCGACUAGAAUGAAGCGACAAUUAUCGGUUACUAAUCCCUGUUCGAUUUAGCACAUCUACACUAAAGGACGCCCUUCUACUCGAAAAUACACGUCAUGGAUUUGGAGGAGAAUGAAGUGGAGAGCAGCAGCGAUGCAGGGCCGUCGGGGAUGGAGGAGCCGUCUGAAAGCGGUAUGGGUAUGGAGUCAUCUGAGGCCAUGUCUGCAGACAGCAGUGAUGCUGCUGCCUCUCAUGCACAGGCCCCAGAGUCUGACUGCCAUGUUGGACAGAGCUCAGAGGGACUUGUGGUGUUCAUCCCAGAAACCAGCUCCAGUACAGAUGUCAGAGUUUCAUCAGUCCACCUCCCAGAUUCCUCCUCAGUGGCCCAGUCCACCAGCGUUUCCAGCGUCUCCACAGUGACUCAGUCAGUGCUGGUGUCUGAGUCAGCCCAAGUGCUGGUCCACUCCAGUGCUGUGUCUGAAGGAGCAAUGAUGGUUUCAGACUCGACUGCCUCUACCUCGUCAGAUCUGGGUUCUGCCAUUGACAAGAUCAUAGAAUCCACCAUAGGCCCUGACAUCAUGAAUGGCUGCAUAGCUGUGACCAGUGCAGAAGAUGGUGGUGCAGAAACAACCCAGUACCUGAUAUUACAAGGACCAGAUGAUGGGGCUCCCAUGGUAGCUCAGAUGUCAUCUUCUGCCCUGUCCAAUCGUAUAGCCAUAGAAGCUCUCGCUGAAGGUCCCACAUCCACCUGUCUGGACCAGGGAGACCUGCAGGGCAAUCUGGAACCUGACCAGCCUGAUGAUCAACCCGGACACUCAGGUUACCCAGAGGACAGCAGCAGUCAGCCUGACCAGCCCCAGCAUUCCCACCCAUCCCAGUACAUGGAUUGCAGUGCAGAUGGUCCUGACCAGACAGAAGAGUCUUCGUCUUCUUAUGUGGAGUGUUCGGGUGAGGAGCCUGACCAGACACGCUCUCAGUCCGGCUUUCCUGACUACAGUGGUAAUAACAGCGAUCAGGAUUUGCCUGGAUACGUGGAGUGCAGUGGAGCUGACUCAAAUCCCACCAGCCGAAGUCACUAUGUUGUGGAGUGCAGCGCUGGGUAUCUUGAGUGUGCAGAAGACGAGGAAGAGCAGCCACAUCAUUCACGCAGUUACAUUGACAGUAGUGCAGAUCACCGGACACAGACAAGUAGGCAAUAUGCUGCUGAGUACGGGGGAGAAUGUGUUGCGGCUGCAGACUCUGAGCAGCCAGGUUGUUCUCGUUACCAAACAAGGGACGAUGAUGAAGAUGACGAGCGAAAUCAGGAUCCAGAUCAGCCACAGCACUCUCAACAGCAGCCCCAGCACUCCUGUUACAUGGAGAGCAGCAACGGUCCAGAGGCCUCUCUCUAUGCUGAUGACAGCUCCUCAUCAGACCACCCUCUGGCAGACACGGCUGGUUCAGGCGGACUUCCCGAAGCACUGGAAUGCAGUGAGAGCCAGCCUGGGCCCUACAUCAGCAGCAGUGGCACGUAUACCUCUAAUCCAGAGCCUGAGCUGGCCCAGCAGUGCUCACCGAGCCAAGAAGAGCCCCAAGGCUCCCAAGAUGAAGCUGGUAUGGUCAGGGACAUGGAGACAUCAACUGUGGAAGAAGGCUCUGGAGACCGACCGCCGAACCUCGCAGAGCUAGAGGAGAUGAUGGAAGUAGUGAUAGUACAGCAGUUCAAGUGUAAGAUGUGUCCAUACAAGAGCGCCUCCAAAGACACACUCAUCAACCACAUGAGAGAUAAACACUUCAAACCUGCAGGAGACACACCAAAAAAGCGUAAACGUGGACGACCUCCUAAAAGUGAGACGUUGGCUCGUCAAAAGACAGAGAAGGAGGACGCAGGGGAGAGGAAGGAAGCAAAGGUGAAGGCUGCUGAGCCUCAACAAGCAGAAGAAGAGGAGGAUGAUAUUGUGGAUGCUGGUGCUAUUGAUGAUCCUGAAGAGGACAGUGACUACAACCCAGCAGAAGAGGAUAGCAAAGGAAGACCACCCACCAUUAUGAAGAAACCCACUACUCCCAUUUCCUCCUCCUCUCAAGGACGUCCUCGACGUAAGGUCGGUCGUCCGAGGAAGUACUGCGUUUUAGAUGAAGGCUCCCGCAGCAAAGAAGCAGAAAGUCUUAGUAAGAAGUCCAGGAUCAGUGCAGAUUCUAAUGUAUCUGAAGAGGCAAGCUCUUCUGGGCUAGGGACUGGUCCGGUUAUCGUCACCGAUGGAGACACAGCUGAGGCAGCAAUAAGCCAGUCAGACUCAGAAAACAAAGACCCUUCUUCCAACACACAGCCAGAGGAGGAGUUCUUCCCGAGAAAACGUGGCAGACCAUCUAAGCGCUUCCUUCGCAAGAAAUAUAAGAAGUAUAUCAAUCGAAAUCGGUACUAUAAAUCCCUCAAACCGCUCCUCAGACCUCACAACUGCUGGAUCUGUGGCUCACGUUUCCUCACCCAGGAGGAUUUGCGCUUCCACGUGGACUCUCAUGAAGGCAACGACCCCGAGCUCUUCAAGUGUCUGCAGUGCAACUAUCACUGCAAGCGCUGGUCCUCGCUCAAGGAACACAUGUUCAACCAUGAGGGCACAAAGCCAUUCAAGUGCGACGAGUGUGAUUACACAAGUGUUUAUAGGAAAGAUGUAAUUCGCCACUCAGCAGUUCACAACAAAGAAAAGAAAAGGAAAACAGAGUUGGCACCAAAGGUUUUAGAGUUUCCCUGUCCAGUGUGUCAUAGAGUUUACCCCAUGCAAAAGAGACUGACCCAGCACAUGAAAACCCACAGCUCAGAGAAACCACACAUGUGUGACAAGUGUGGCAAAUCCUUCAAGAAGCGGUACACAUUCAAAAUGCACCUACUGACCCACAUCCAGAGCCUCGGAGACAACAAGUUCAAGUGUGAGUUCUGCGACUACACUUGUGACAACAAGAAGCUGCUGCUCAACCAUCAGCUGUCCCACACUAACGACAGGCCUUUCAGAUGUGACUACUGCAAAUACUCCACAUCUAAAGAAGAGUUCCUGGUGUCACAUUUGGCCAUCAAACACACUGGCGAGAAGCCGUUCUCCUGUGAAAUGUGCCACUUCAUGACCAAGCACAGGAAGAACCUGCGUCUUCAUGUGCAGUGUCGCCACCCUGAGGCGUUUGAGGAGUGGUGUGUGUCUCACCCUGAAGAGCCUGUGAGGAGACGACGAAGACCCUUCUUCACCCUGCAGCAGAUAGAGGAGCUCAAGCAACAGCAUGAUGACACACAGGGCAUGCAGAACACUAUUGUUGCAGUGGAUUCUGCAACACUACAAGCCAUGCAGAGUAUGGAAAAUGCCUCAGUGUCCCAGGAUGCAUUGGGAAACACCACAAUCAUCUAUGAACAAGCUGAAUCCAGUGAUCUGUCUGCUCAGAAUGCCCUGGACCUGCUGCUGAAUAUGAGCAAUGCCCGGGAAUUAGUUGGAAACUCCUUACAGGUAGCAGUGCUGAAGUCAGAGGGAAAAACGUUGGAAAAGGGCACUUGGAGUACGGUGGCCACAGCGCCAGGCCAGCCCCAGAAGAUCGUGACCUUCCAUGUGUCUGAAAACGGUGAGACGGUGCUACAAGAGGCCUACGAGGCAGCCACAUCUGAUACAGGAGAACUCACCCACAUCGCUAUUGAAGCAUAUGAGAGGGGAGAAGAGUUCAGUGUGGUGGAGCAGGCUGCUGAAGAAAUCCAUAGCCCAGAAUACAGCAAUGGUGAGAGCAGUCCUUGUCAGGCUUUAGAAGUCUCCGGGUCAGAAAGCCAGAAAGGUGACAAGUACUAUCUUGCUUCAGCGCUGGGUGAUGGCGUUUUGCAACAAGUGGAGCUGAGCAGUGAAGCUCCAGCCUCUCCCUCUGCAGUGAGCUCUCCUAGUCUCAGCACCAAAAGGUUUUCCUGCCGAAUCUGCAUGGAGUCUUUUCACGGACGCUCUGACAUGGAGAACCACAAGAGGGCGCACUUGGAUGCCAACACAUUCAAGUGUCCAGACUGUGACUUCACAUCAACUUCCUGGCCUGAGGUCAAGUCUCACAUGGAGCUGCAUUCCUACUUGCGUCCUCACAAGUGUCCAAACUGCAGCUUUGCUUCCAAGAACAAGAAAGACCUGCGUAGACACAUGAUGACCCACACCAAUGAGAAACCAUUUUUGUGCAAACUUUGUGGACAAAGGUUUAACCGUAAUGGCCAUCUGAAGUUCCACAUGGAGCGUCUCCACAGUCAGGAUCAUCCCACUCGGAAAAGUCGUACCACCCCAUCUCAGCAAACCAUUAUAGUCAACAGUGAUGAGGAGGCCUUGGCCACACUACAGUCCAUACAAGCGCAUCAGACGGUGAUCACUCCAGAGCGGCUGCAGGCUCUGGGACAAGAGCACAUCAUCGUGGCUCAAGAACAGGCUCUAUCAGACCAGGAGGAAGGCACAUACAUCCAGCAGAUAACCACCAUAGAUGGACAGACUGUGCAGCACCUGAUGACAGGAGACAACCAGGUGACUGAGGUCCAGUAUAUCAUCUCACAGGAUGGAGUACAGCACUUACUUCCCCAGGAGUAUGUAGUAGUAGCAGCUGAUGGCAACCACAUACAGAUGCCAGAUGGACAGAUCAUCCAGUAUGAGCAUGACAGGGCCUUUGUGCAGGAGCAACAGAUUGCUGUGAGUCAUGACGGUCAGAUCCAGUACCUUCCAGUCAGCUCAGAGCAGCAGAUAGUGAAUUCUGAAGAUCUGGAGGCUGCUGCUCACUCUGCUGUCACAGCUGUUGCAGACGCAGCCAUGGCGCAGACCCAGACUGUCUACACUGAAGCUACGCCUGAACAGCUGGAGCAGCUGCAGCAACAGGGCAUCCAGUACGACGUCAUUACUUUCACCAACGAAUAGCGUUAAAAGCGUGCGCAGAGCAGGACCAAUAGAAACCACUAUGAGCUGAUAGAACAGUGACCUCAACUUAUUUAUGCAUUCAGCAGGCUGUGAACUUAAAGCCUUAUAUUCUCCACAGCAUCACCUGCUCGGGGCGGCUAGAUUGUUCAAGAUCAACAGCUUUUUGUACAUUCAGAAUAUUGCACCCAUUGCUUUUAACUUACUCAUAGGGGCUGUGCAUUUAAGAGUUAAUUUAAGCAAGGCCGAUCUUUUCUGUAAUUAUUGAACCAGAUAGAUGCUUAUGUGCCUCAGCUGCUUGGAUUUGCAAGGCAAUGUUACCAGAGAAAAUAAAAAGGCUUCUAUCAUGAUUGAGGAAAAUGUACGAGUGAACAUUUUAGUUUUUGAAUGAAGUGAAAUGAAAAGGGAGUGUUUAUUUUCCAUUUGUAAUAACAUAUAAUUGUUAGAAUGCUGCAGCAUCAUGUUUACUGAAUGAAAAUGUACAUAGGUUUUGAAUUUAUGUUCUGUUGUGUGAUGGAAGAUAUGGUUUGAUUUGGCAAGUAUAAAUGUUUAAUAAGCUGAAAGCUGACACCAAAUAUAUCAUUUUGUUUAUA
This is a messenger RNA of Amphiprion ocellaris (clown anemonefish), 5594 nucleotides long. RefSeq names its product zinc finger protein 335. NCBI's taxonomy places the organism in Eukaryota, Metazoa, Chordata, Actinopteri, Pomacentridae. Gene Ontology annotation, molecular function: RNA polymerase II cis-regulatory region sequence-specific DNA binding. Gene Ontology annotation, cellular component: nucleus. Bases 241 to 5004 code for a protein of 1587 amino acids. The transcript is spliced from 28 exons. The record is from RefSeq and is a predicted model, not a curated record. Gene Ontology annotation, biological process: brain development; positive regulation of neurogenesis; regulation of gene expression.